Molecule: messenger RNA, 6252 nt
Organism: Amblyraja radiata (thorny skate)
Lineage: Eukaryota; Metazoa; Chordata; Chondrichthyes; Rajiformes; Rajidae
Gene: zc3h4
Product: zinc finger CCCH-type containing 4
Exons: 12
Coding region: 965-5098 (1377 amino acids)
Biological process (GO): negative regulation of DNA-templated transcription
Cellular component (GO): nucleus
Molecular function (GO): metal ion binding; RNA binding
Source: RefSeq, a predicted model, not a curated record
GUUGAGGCCUAUUUGCAUGCUUGGGUGGCAGAGAGCAAUGUGGAUGUGUCUUUAAUGCAGACGAAUUAUUAACAGGAGAUCCUGUUUCUGUUAUUGCAUUCGAGUUUAAUUACAUUAAUGCUUAUUUUCGAUCGAAAUCCUCUAAUAAAUGGAACCUGUUUAAAGGACAUCGGCAAGUGACCUUUGAACUUUAUUAUUUUUUUACCCAGCGUCCCCGUGUAACAUGUAAAUAAGAGAAACAUUUAUAAUUUAUUUUAUCCCCUCUAUUGUGAUGUGUUUGUGAUGCGUUUCCUUUAAAUAUGCAUGGUCUAUUAAAAAACCUAGCCCUUUUACAAAAGCAUUAUAACAUGUAUUUUAUUUAUUCUGGUGGCUUCAAAAAAAUGUGUUAGUAUCCACAAGCAAAUCACCACCUUCUGUUUGUCCAAUCAUUCAAUCAUUACUCGAUACUUUGAAACAUUGAUAUUGUAAGCAUUCUUUUUUUCAAGAAAACAAAACUGCAAUUCUUUCAAUUAUUUUCACUUGUCUUCAAUGCAUAACUGACCUCCUUGCUAUACAUUUUUGAAUCUCAUUUUCCCUGUAACAUGCCAGUGUUGACAUUAAGAUUUCAAUAAAAUAUGAUGGUGAACAUGUAAUAGUUCACUACACAUCCACUUGAAACAAAAAUGUACUUUUAGAUUUCACCCUUACAGUUUCAAGCUCCUCUUUAGGGGGUGAAUACACAAAAAAUGCUAUUUAAACUAUUGGUGUCUGUUAAUUUGCAAUUAACAGACACCAAUCAUUGGCGCAACAAUGAAAUGACUUGAGGCUAUUUUCAAUUAUAUGCAGGUCUUUGUUACACUACCCUGUUGACAACACUAAGAACUCAAGGUUCAAAAGGAGCUGUUGCAGGAUGAACUCAAAUGCACUUUAGAUAAUAUAUUCAGAAUUAAAGAUCAUUCAUAGACAAGCGCUGCCUUUAUUAUUAAUGCCCAUAAACAAAAAGUUAUUUUAUCAAUAUCCUGGAGUAAAUCAGCAAACUCUAUGGUAUUGGCAAAAUUAUUUACAUGUCUCGAAACAGGUGUCAUCAAAGGAAUUUAUUUUAAAAAGUAGACUCCAUUUUCUGGGAGAAGAAGGAGAACUGGAGGAAGGAGAAUUGCAAGAUGAUGGUGAGGAAGUGGAAGUUCAGGAGGAAUCUCAAGAGAAAAUCAAGAAGGAAAAAUCGGAAAAACAAGAACGGGAUCAUGAAGAUGACGAGAAAGAUAAGGACAAAAGUCAUCGUAGGUUGAAGAGAAAAAGGAAGAAAGAAAGAGAAAAGGAAAAGAAACGAUCAAAAAAGAAAAGAAAAUCAAAGCAUAAGCGGCAUGUGUCUUCUAGUGAUGAUUAUUCCGAUUAUAGUGAUGAUUCUGACUACAGUCCUGGAGAGAAGGGAUACCGGAAAUAUCGAGAAUACAGUCCACCAUUUUUGCAGCCAUCUUUCCCCCCAUCUUCAGGGGCUCCUUUGUCAAAGAAGACAUAUAUAAAGCCAGAAAAUAUGAACUACAAUAUGUAUGAGGAGUAUGAAGAUGAUCAGUAUGUCGACUAUGAGGGGGUGGAUGAGGAGGAGGAAGUACCAGGUGAGGAGGAAGAAGAAUAUGAUGAUUUUGCCAAAGAAUUAAGCAAGUACAGGAAAGCUAAAGAAGCUUCUCAGCAGCAGCAGCAGCAACAACAACAAGAGCACCACCAGCAACAGCAACAGCAGCAGCAGCAGCAGCAGCAGCAGCAGCAGCAACAACAACAGCAGCAACAGCAACAACAACAACAACAACAACAGCAGCAGCAGCAGCAACAACAACAACCCCACAUGCCAAUGGGACACCGGGGGUGUGGAACAUCAGGUCCUGGCAGAGGUGGCAGCAGAGGUCGCGGCAUCCGAGGAAGAGGCGGCCGAGGAAGGGCCAGAGGACGGGGUGGAAGAGGAGGCAGAGGGGGAGUUCAUGGUCAGGGCCAUGAACCUCCAGAGCAUGGACCUCAAGAGCAUGGACCUGGGCCAGGACAUGGGCCACCAGGGCAUGGACCAGGGCCAGGACAUGGUCCCCCAGGUCAUGGGCAUGGACCACCAGAACAUGGACCUCCUCAAGGCCAUGGAUCCGGGCCAGGUCAUGGACCCCCUCCAUGUCACAGUUCUGGACCAGGGCAAGGGCAUCCAGGUUAUGGUCAUGGUCAGGGUUCAGGACACAGGCCUAAUCCAGGUCACGGGCCACCAGGCCAUGGGCACGGACCAGGAUAUGGCCCUCCUUGUCAUGGGCCUGGGCCAUUACACGGACCACCAGGACAUGGGCACAUGAUGGAUCCUGGAGAUGAUUGUGACCAUGAUUUUUACGAUGAAGAUAUGCCGUGUCGUGAUGAUAGAAUGCAUAUGAGGAACAUGCAUGAUCAUGGACAUCAGCCUUGCGGAGAUAAGAAAGGAAAAGUACUUUGCAAGUUCUUUGUGGAGGGUAGAUGUUCAAAGGGGGAUCAAUGCAACUUCAGUCAUGAUUUGGGACCACCAAGAAAGCGAGAGCUCUGCAGAUUUUACUACAAUGGAUUUUGCGCUAAAGCAGAAAAUUGUUUGUACAUGCACAAUGAAUUUCCUUGUAAAUUCUAUCAUACGACUGGCAAUUGUUACCAGGGAGAUGAUUGCAAGUUUUCCCAUAGACAUCUAACCGAUGAAACCCGAGAGCUACUGGAUAAGAUGUUAGCCAGUGAGGCAGAAGCUGGUGCAGAAGAUGAAAAGGAAGUGGAAGAACUAAAGAAACAAGGAAUCACGCCCUUACCGAAACCCCCACCCGGAGUGGGGUUAUUGCCUACACCUCCUCGACCUCCAAUGCCACCUUCAAAUCUCCCUAAUAAUGCUCCUCGACCUCCAAUGAUGGGACCAAUGCCUCCAGGUCCUCCACCUGGUCCCCCACCACCAGGUCCUCCACCUCCAGGCCCACCACCACCUGGUCCUCCAUGUUUACCUGGUCAAAAGAAGAUCCCCUCUCUCUUUGAGAUUGUUGUUCAGCCCACCCCACACCUAGCGCAUAAAAUGGGAAUGAAUAGACCACGGUUUCCACCACCGCCUCCUGGGUUCCCAGGGCCUCCGGGACCUCCUGGACCACCAGGGCCUCCCAUAGGUCCAGGACCUGGUAUUGGACCUGGACCAGGUCCCAUGCCAGGCCCUGGUCCAGAAGAGAUUCCAGGAGGGCCUGGAAUGAACCCAGGACCACAAGCAGGACCGGGCCCACCAGUACCACCAUUCAUGCAAGGAGAUCCAGGAAUGAUGCCGCCUAUUCCAUCUGCACCCGAUUUCUAUGACGGUUAUUAUCAACAGCAGGGAAUGCCGAUGGACACUGGUCCAAAUGGAGAAGAAGGGAAUAAUGACGAGCUGGAUGAAGGAGAUAACCAGCAAGUUCUGCUACAACAGAUUGAUGAACUGGAGGCCGAGGAGAAUGAAGGUGCCCCUUCCGGUCAGAAGACAGCAGCAAACAUCCCUGACUUCCUUCCUGCAGCCCAACGAGCGCUCUUCUUGCGCAUUCAGCAAAAGCAACAGGAGGAGGAGGAGAAGGCAAAGAGGAGGGCAGACAGCAGUCAGCAGGAAAAGGACAAUGAGGAGGGUGGUGAUAAUUGGUACUCGAGUGAUGAAGAGGAAGGUGGAAGUAGUAUGAGCUACAUAUUAAAAACACUCCGUCAGCAGUCUGCUAAAAAACCACAGGCACAAGGACAAUGGACGGCACAAAACAAGAAUGGUAGCAGUCAGAGUACUGCUGAUCCACGCCUAAAAAAGGAGAGGACGCAGAAUGCAAAUCGACCAGUGGACCCUCGGAUCUCACGGGACCCCAGGCUAUCUCGAAGCACAGAGAACACCUUGGGGAGCUCUGGAUCUGAGACAGCUGCUGCAGAAAGCAGAACGAUAACUAUACCUAAAGCAGAAGCUGUUCUUCCAACUCUCCCCAGCAGUGCAAAAUCUCAAGCGGUUAUCAAUGAGGAAGAAGGAGAGAGGAUCCUGAGGGAAAAGGUAGUGACUAUUCCUCUUGAUCCCCUGCCUGGUUCCUCACUCCGAGAUCCCAGAUCUCAGCUUAAACAGUUUAGCCACAUUAAAAUGGACAUCUCUCUUGGAAAGCCUUAUUUUGCUAAAAGUAUCUUGUGGAGCCCAGAGGAUUUGAUCCCACUACCCAUCCCAAAGCCAGAUCCGGUUGCUGUCCCUGCACCCUUCCCUGCAUUGGACCCCAGACUGAACCGUUCACCACAAGCUGCGCCUUCAGAUCCCAGGCAGCGCGUUACUGACUCUACAGCAGAGCCCCCACAGCCAGCACCAAUCUCUGCCCUUCCAGAUAUUGGAUUGCUUUCAAGAAUACUGAAGACUGUUGACGCGUCAACAACUAAGGUGACUGGGCAAAAUGACAAGCCUUCUGAUCCCAGGAUGCGAAAGCUACCUGCAGAUCCCAGACUGCAGAGGUCCACUGGUGGACUCCAAACCUCCAACCCCCAACCAGUAAAGCCCUCAGAGCAAAUUGACCCCCCGGCUGCCCCUGCCUUGAAGGAUGUGGGUGGUGGGCUUGCACCGUAUGAUCCCAGGGUGGUUACUGCUGGUGGCCAGAGCAGAGGAGGAGGUGGAGGGCAGAGCACGAUGCUUAGUGGCAUCAGUUUAUAUGAUCCAAGAACUCCAAGCAACCACAGUGGAAAUGUUAAAAAUACAGAGUCUUCCAGUGAAGGUAACAACGUUCAGCUUAAAGGGUCGGAUGUCCCAAAAGGUACAACCAGACAAAAAGAACCGCUGUUUGCACGAAAAUCGACAUUGGAACAACUGGAAAAUGAGAAAUCAAGUUCAGACACUCCCGCAGACCGAUAUAAUAGUUACAACAGACCCAGGCCAAAGCCUGCCGCCGCUUCUGCUGCCUCCACACCGGAGACGGGUCAAACGGGAGUACACAGCCUCCCAGUGCCGUCUCUCUUUGGAUUGGUUCACCCACAGUUAUCUGAGGUGAAACAGGCCAGUAAAUCUGGCUCAGGCAGCCCUUUUGGUGGGAACAGUCCUCUGGAGGAGAGUGAGCAAGAUGCAACCUCGUUGAAGGAAGUUUUUAAAGGGUUCGAUCCCACUGCGUCACCCUUUUGUCAGUAAAGGACAUUGAAUGCUGCAUUAACCUUGUAUAUUUAACCGCGCAGCAGGGGCUGGACGCAGUGUUGGGCAACAUUUUAUCAUAUUCUUUAACUUUGUAAUUUAAUACAGUAAUAAAUGUGAAUAUGCUUAGAAGCCAGGUGAUCAAAAUCGCCAAACCAAACUUUAGUUUAGCGGAGACCAUUAUCUGAAUCCAAUGUGAUUCCAGCAGUUAUUGGCUCUUAUGCAUUCUGUCUAAACAACGAGUUGGUCUGUCUGAUGAAAGUGGCACGUGCAAAGAGCUUGUCUGUGACAAGAUACGGAGUUCCUACUAAUGCUGGAAAAUUCACAAAGGCAUGAAUUUUUCUUUGGCAGGACACAGCCUUUUGGAAAUGUUCAUAUUAAUUAUAUGUAGAAGUGUGUAAUUGAUCUUGAAAGUGGAUGUAAUACGAUAUGGUGUGUUUGUUGUAGUGACAUAAUGAAUUAGCUAAGUAUCUUGUUCUGUGGAUUCCUGAAUUUACUCUUUCCUACGAGAUUAUUCAGAUGGAGAGGGCUGAGGCUGGGUUAUAUUGUGUAACCUCUAUAUUACCAGACUUCCCCAUUGUGAGGCAGGUGGCCAUUAAACAUGACAUGUGUAAGGGUAUAAAACUUCCUAGAUUUAACCAAAAACCAUGCUAGAAAUGUUGAAUGUUGUGAACAUGUAUUUUAAAAAUACACACAUUUGUACAUACGCCACACUCUUGACAGACUAAGGGACCGAGAAUCUUUUUCAUUUAAAAAAAUGUUUAGAAAAAAAGCACCUCCUGUUACCUGCUUGCUGGAAACUACUAUGAACAAGCCACUGUUUUUCAUUCCGAGAACAUGCCCAAUCUGGACAUGUAUGUCUUCCAACUCGCCAUGGUUUUCUUAACUUAAGAAUUCCACUAUCCAUGAUAUAGUCCCAAAUAUCUUUAUAUUGAAGAAUUUCUUCUGUGGAGAAAUCGUACACAAGGUGCUGUUUUGUUUACUUUUGUUUUAAUAUCUUUACCUGGUAAAUGUGUACAAAAAGUAAAGAAAAAGUCAAGCUUUCAUAAUUCUAGGUCUGUUUGUACCUGCGGUUUUGGCACUAAAGAAUCAGAGACUGAUGGAUUAGUGUAGAAUAAUCUGUUUGAUGAAAAUAAAAUGCUUUUUUUCUGUCA